Molecule: messenger RNA, 414 nt
Organism: Plasmodium berghei ANKA
Lineage: Eukaryota; Apicomplexa; Aconoidasida; Haemosporida; Plasmodiidae
Product: conserved protein, unknown function
Exons: 1
Coding region: 1-414 (137 amino acids)
Source: RefSeq, a predicted model, not a curated record
AUGAGCCUUGUUAAGUUAAUCUACUUAAUCGUAACGCCACUAGGAAUUACUCUUCUUAUAUCAUGUUUACUUAAAAUAAAAUUUUUAGUAAAUUUCAGCUUUGCAUUUUGCAGAAAACAGAUUGGAGACACACCAAUAAGAAUAGUAUCUUUAAUAUUAAUUAUAAAUCUUAUGUUAUUUAUUACUGAAUCGUAUAAACUAAAAUAUGGAGUAAAAUAUGUAUAUAAUCAUAAUGAUGUAAUAUCAGGAAUAUCCCCAGAUUAUUUAAAAAUAUACAAAUGGAGACAUGAAAGAAAUUGGUGGAUUGGAUUGUCAAAUUUUUGUAUAUGGCUAAUCUUAUGGAGGUUUACUGGUAUUAUAAAUCAGUAUGUUAUCUAUUUGGAUCAGUUGAAAAAGAAGCGUUCACAAAUGUAG